Messenger RNA from Pieris rapae (cabbage white), 1029 nucleotides. RefSeq names its product corepressor interacting with RBPJ 1. NCBI's taxonomy places the organism in Eukaryota, Metazoa, Arthropoda, Insecta, Lepidoptera, Pieridae. Gene Ontology annotation, cellular component: nucleus. Gene Ontology annotation, biological process: negative regulation of DNA-templated transcription. The transcript has 5 exons. The record is from RefSeq and is a predicted model, not a curated record. Gene Ontology annotation, molecular function: transcription corepressor activity. The coding region runs from base 10 to 753 and encodes 247 amino acids.
AAUUCAAAAAUGGGGAAAGGAUUCAACAACUAUAUGUGUAAAAAGUUUUUCCAUCCAGCCUCUCGCGAUAACUUAAAGAGAGUAUGGAUGGCUGAGCAAAAAACUGAUGCAUACAAGAAAAAACAAGAAGAGUUACGGGUUCAAUAUGAAAAAGAGCAAGAAUUACAUGAAAAUAAGGCCUUACUGAGCAAGGACAGUAAAGACAAGCUAAGCUUAAAUUUUAUGUAUGAGCCUCCUCCAGGGGUGAAAAAAGAGCGGGAACGUGAAGACAAUGAACCAGAAUAUAAGUUUGAAUGGCAACGGAAAUAUAAUGCUCCUAGAGAAAGCUACUGCAAAGGCGAUAAUGAAAUUCGAGACCAACCAUUUGGUAUUCUUGUCAGAAAUGUGCGCUGUAUCAAGUGCCAUAAAUGGGGACAUAUUAACACAGAUAAAGAGUGUACUAUGUAUUCAUUGUCUAUGAGUGAAGCAAGAGCUUUGCAAGCUUCUGCAUCAGCUCCUCAAGAGGAAGAGGAAAAGCCUGAUGUCCCAACAUUAAUGCAGCAAAUGAGAGAUAAUGGUUUGGUCAUGAAACCUGGUGCCUUGCCACUUGCUGCUACCAAAGUUGAGGAAGGUGAAUCUUCCACCCUUACAGAAACUGAUCUGAUAAGUCAACUGACUAAGAAACAAAAGAAAAAAUUGUUGAAGAAAUUGGAAAAACUUGAAAGAAAAAAGGAUGACAAAAAUAAAGACAAAAAGAAAAAGUUCAAACAUUAAUUCAAGAUAUAAAGAAUAAAGAUGACCAUUACUCCCAUAAUUUAUUAUUGUUAAUAUCAGUUGUAGCUGUAUGCCUAGAGAAAUGGUUUUAAUAAUAAUGUUAUUUAUAUAUAUAUAUGUAUGAGCACUAGCUGACCCGGCAAACAUUGUUUUGCCAUGUAUAUUAUUUGUAAGAAACAUUUUUUUAGGUCAAUAAAAAUAAUUAUCUACUAUAAGUGUUCAAAAGAAUGAUUUAUGUAGGGUAAUAAAUUAAUAUUUAUUAAUGUAGAGAAUAUA